AUGCCAUCUCUUCAUAGCCUACCAACCGAGCUCGUAGAGAUCAUAUUCUUCAAACUCUCAGCGCGAGAUAUACUGGUUUGUUCUUCUACGUGCCAGUACCUUCGGCUACUUGUUCUGGAAUCAAGUUUACUGCAACUUAUUAUCGAGCUCGCUGUGUCCGGUCUGCGCCUGAGGAAUCAUGCCAAUGGGACGCUUUGGCAGAGCAUCUCUGUGCAUGAUCGACUGAACGCUCUGCGAAGAAGUGAGACCCGGUGGAGGAAUUUAAAUCCAAAGUACAUUGCACGCAUUCCACUCGAGCAAUUCGAGUACGAGGUCUGCGAUGGCCUCUUUGGACACGGCAUCUCCAUUGCACAUCCAUGGUUCCGAGGAAUCGAAAUUAACAGGAUUGGUUUAUCAGAUGAAAAUCAGAGUUGUCCAGUUUGGAGGCGAUACGACGACGUGGGGAUCUUUCUGGCCGAUUUCUCCUUUGAUCUCGCCAGCGACCUGCUUGUUCUGGCAGCUGCUCCAAUUCAACACAGAACCGCUAAAGACCUCCAUCUUCGAACGCUCUCAAGCAAUGUCGACCAUCCUCUUGUUACCUAUCCGAUUCUGAGAGGACCCGGAUCAGAAACCUGGUUGAAUACAGAUAUAAAGAUCGCCGGUACAUAUCUGGCGGUUCAUUUCGGCCACCCGACCUUCAUUGGACCUGAACAGGGUCGCCUCUGUAUCUGGGAGUGGCAGACGGGUGACCUGUUACACACUACCACCAGCACUUCAGGCUUUGCAUUUCUUUCACCGGCCUCUGUUGCCGCCACUUUCUUCAUAGAAGAAGAGAACGGUGACGCAGUAACGGAAAUCGGUCUCUUCCGAAUAGGUUCCAAAGAGCCGAUCGUGGAACUCGAGCUUCCCUUUCGAGCACACCCGACAAUGUGUAGUGUCCUCUCAGAUCGACCUCUUGUCGACGCACCCAGUUCAUUGAGCAACCACUCACCUGCACCCUUCAUGGCAGACGAGACCGCCGCUAAAGUUUUCGUGCUGCAAAUGGACAAUUUUAACCGACACAUCUUCGUGGCUGUAAAGCCGCUAUUGGAACUCUUGGACGCAGGUGCACUCCGGUCCUCGAAUUCAGCAAUACCUCAUGCAAACCGCUACUCGUGGACUGAGUGGGGUCCUCCUAGUACCUUCUGGCUCCAAUCGCACGUGAUAGAACCAGGCUACACCUCCGUUAGCGGAUCAAGAGUAUGUGCCGUCUCUCAUAUCAAACAAUUGUUCGACACAAAUGUCCCCUCUGGGGAGGAGAACAUGGGAAUAGUACGUUCCUGCACCCUGGGGACCGAGAAUGUACGGCCAGGCGCAACAACCAUCCUUGUCAUGGAUUUUAAUAUGCGCUCAAUUGAGUAUCUCAAUGGCAGGGCAGGACGCACAGACCUGUUUGCACCCAACAUUCGAUGGGAGAUAGACGUUGAAGGGGAGACAAUGAUAUCCACACUUCCCUUCCGUGCAUUUCAAAUCGAACAAGUCCCCUAUAUCGAGGCUAUUGUGACUCCCGAUCACAUCAUCGGAAUACGGGAUACUCAGGAUGGCACAGUUUACGAAGUGCUUCAGUUCACAGAAUGA
Serendipita indica DSM 11827 is the source of this 1596-nucleotide messenger RNA. The record is from the annotation of a GenBank genome assembly. NCBI's taxonomy places the organism in Eukaryota, Fungi, Basidiomycota, Agaricomycetes, Sebacinales, Serendipitaceae.